This is a messenger RNA of Gongylonema pulchrum, 384 nucleotides long. Lineage: Eukaryota; Metazoa; Nematoda; Chromadorea; Rhabditida; Gongylonematidae. The record is from the annotation of a GenBank genome assembly.
AUGCUGGGCACGGCGAAUGAGGAGAGCAGUUGUGGGGGUAUGCGCGCUUUGCUGGGCCUUGCGCUGCUGGUGCUGCUGUUGCUGGUGCAGGUGCUCGCCCGUGACUACUACGAGGUGCUGGGCGUGAAACGUGACGCAACCAGUGCGCAGAUCAAGAAAGCCUUCCGAAAUUUGGCCCUGAAGUACCACCCGGACCGGAACAAGGAGCCGAACGCCGAGGAGAAAUUCCGCGAAAUCGCCGCCGCAUACGAAGUGUUGGGCGAUGAGCAGAAAAGGAAGAGGUACGAUUCGGGUGCUUGGGGCUUCGAUGAGCAACAGCAGUAUGCACAGAAUUUUGAUUUCGAUUCGUUCUUGCGCGAUUUUCAAGAAAGUAAGUGGCCUUGA